Messenger RNA from Cyclopterus lumpus (lumpfish), 2267 nucleotides. It is a transcript of the gene napab, whose product is annotated as N-ethylmaleimide-sensitive factor attachment protein, alpha b. Gene Ontology annotation, cellular component: vacuolar membrane; synaptobrevin 2-SNAP-25-syntaxin-1a complex; terminal bouton. Gene Ontology annotation, biological process: SNARE complex disassembly; regulation of synaptic vesicle priming; intracellular protein transport. Lineage: Eukaryota; Metazoa; Chordata; Actinopteri; Perciformes; Cyclopteridae. The record is from RefSeq and is a predicted model, not a curated record. Gene Ontology annotation, molecular function: syntaxin binding; soluble NSF attachment protein activity. The transcript is spliced from 12 exons. The coding region runs from base 155 to 1183 and encodes 342 amino acids.
AUUCCCCGUGUCACAUGACAGGGGUGAUGGUUACUUUGCGGCAGGUGACGUGACAAGGCGAACCAACUCCGCUUGCCGUUAACGCCGAUUAGCAACUUUGUUGACUUUCGCAUUUUCUCGGCCUUCCCUCAAUAUCAGAGCAGUGACACGAAAGAUGGACAAUAGCGGGAAAGAAAAGGAAGCGAUGGCUCUCGUGGCCGAGGCUGAUAAGAAAAUGAAGUCGUCGCAGUCGUUUUUCGGAGCGAUGUUUGGGGGUUCCUCCAAGACAGAAGAGGCCUGUGACAUGUAUGUGAGGGCAGCCAACAUGUACAAAAUGGCCAAAAAUUGGUGUGCUGCAGGAAACGCAUUCUCCCAGGCGGCUCACCUGCACCUCCAGAUGCAGAGCAAGCACGAUGCGGCGACCAACUUCAUAGACGCUGGAAACGCCUUCAAAAAAGCAGAUCCCCAAGAGGCCAUAAACUGCCUAAAUCGAGCUAUUGAGAUUUACACUGAUAUGGGGCGCUUCACCAUCGCAGCCAAACAUCACAUCACCAUUGCUGAAAUAUACGAGACUGAGAUGGUGGACAUCGACAAGGCCAUUGCUCAUUAUGAACAGGCAGCAGAUUAUUACAAAGGGGAGGAGUCCACCAGUUCAGCAAACAAGUGCCUCCUGAAAGUAGCAACCUACGCGGCUCAGCUGGAGCAGUACCCAAAAGCCAUUGAGAUCUAUGAACAGGUCGGCACCCACGCGAUGGACAGUACACUCCUGAAAUACAGUGCCAAGGAUCACUUCUUCAAGGCGGCGCUCUGUCACUUCUGUGUCGACAUGCUGAAUGCAAAACUCGCUGUGCAGAAGUAUGAAGAGAUGUUUCCGGCUUUUUCAGACUCGCGGGAAUGCAAGCUGUUGAAGAAACUUCUAGAUGCCUAUGAAGAACAGAACGUGGAGGCCUAUACUGACUCGACUGUGAAAAGGGGCACGGCUCCCUCCUCUUGUCUUCUUGACCUCAGUAUGCAUGUUAUGAAGGGAUUUGUCUUCACCAAGGACAGAAUUCUGCUACAUCUACUUCACAUGUCUUCGUGGUCUUCUGGCCUUUUGGUGUUGGUGAAGGAAUUCGACACCAUUUCCCGGUUGGACCAGUGGCUCACCACCAUGCUUCUCCGCAUAAAGAAAACCAUACAGGACGAUGAGAGCGACCUCCGCUGACUCCCCCACCUGCCCAUGACCUCAAGCCCUCAGCAACCGACUUGCAUCCUACUUCUUUUGCCUUGAGCCUCUCGCUUCCAUUUUCGCGGCCAUCUGAGUCGUUAUAUUAUAUUCCCCCGCAUAUGCUGCGUUUCUUUCCCACCACCUGCAGUAUUUGUUCUUUCCUCUUUAAUCCGCUUGGCUCAAAUGAUUCUCUUAUAGCUAUGAACACCAUGUUAUUUGUAUAUUGUUAUGAUCCAGGUCUUGGCCUAAUACAAAAAAAUAAUACCAGCACACUUUUGAAAGUUUUUAUUUAUUUUUUCUUGUUACACAAUGUUUGAGAGGGUGCCAAUUUAAUGACGUGGAUCAAAAUAGGUUUUCCCAGAAUGUGUUUGAGAAUUAAUAUAUCUUACCAAGGGCCCCCCCCCCCCCCCACCCCACCCACCCACACACACACACACACACACACAUUGGUCUUUGGUACGUUUGAGUGCUGGAGUGUACUGUCGGUCAUAUCAGGGCACCUCUAAUCAAACAGCGCUUCAUCUCAGCUGCAGAGCUCCUCUUCAGGUAGAGAGGCCAAGAGUUUCUGAGGUGACUCCACGACAAAAUACCCACUUUGCCUUUUUCACGGCAAAGUUCUCAGGAUGCUAGUAGCCCAAUUUGUGGAAACAGUUAAAAGAAAUCAUGCUUUUAAGAAGCGUUCUCAAUUGAUUUGCUAAUCGUUUUGUCAUUGCCAUUUUAAAGUGCUUUUAUUUUACAAACGAUGAUGAAAGAAGCUUUUGUGAACAUUUGUAAGUUUUGGUAAGGAUGAGAAAACAAGAGCAGCCUUUUCCCUUCUGUACAGGAGUUGGUUCUCGUGUGUGUUUGAGUGUUUUCUUGUUUUUUGUGAAGAUAUAUGUGCUUUUUUUUUCUUUUCUUCUUCUUCCUGUCAUAACUAACGAGGCUGAAAAAAUGCCUGCACGAGAUGCAAUACAUCAGCUUUACUGAUCUGAACACUGUGCUCAUGUACCCUCCUGGUGAUUUUGUCAAGAGACAAUUGGUCUUAAAAAAAAAUGUCAGUCGUUUUCCUGUGAAACGUUUGAAUAAAUCUGUCUCAGACACA